Messenger RNA from Aphanomyces astaci, 1358 nucleotides. RefSeq lists its product as hypothetical. Gene Ontology annotation, biological process: deoxyribonucleotide biosynthetic process. Bases 57 to 1106 code for a protein of 349 amino acids. The record is from RefSeq and is a predicted model, not a curated record. The transcript has a single exon. Gene Ontology annotation, molecular function: oxidoreductase activity. NCBI's taxonomy places the organism in Eukaryota, Oomycota, Saprolegniomycetes, Saprolegniales, Verrucalvaceae.
GCGGGAGUGCCCACCGCCAUGUUGGUGGUCACUUUGGAACUUCCGCCUGCCUCAUCAUGUCGCCUUCCAACCACGAGCCAUCUACUACCGUCGUGGACUUGACAGAGCACAAGAUCCGCGAGCUGAAUGGCGAACUCGCGCCCGAGCCGUUCCUUGUCGAGAACCCCAACCGGUUCGUGUUGUUCCCGAUCCAGCAUGCGGACGUGUGGGAAAUGUACAAGAAAGCCGAGGCGAGCUUCUGGACUGCCGAGGAACUCGACUUGGUGCACGAUCAGCGCGACUGGAUCAAGUUGUCGGACAACGAGCGCUUCUUCAUCACGCACGUGCUGGCGUUCUUUGCUGCGAGCGACGGCAUCGUCAACGAAAACCUGGCCAUGAACUUUAGCAAUGAAGUGCAAGUCCCCGAGGCGCGAUGCUUUUAUGGGUUCCAAAUCGCCAUCGAAAACAUCCACUCGGAAGUGUACUCGCUCCUCAUCGACACAUACAUCAAGGACCCGACCGAGAAGGACCGCGUGCUGCGCGCCAUCGAAACCAUUCCGUGCGUCAUGCGCAAGGCCAACUGGGCGCUCAAGUGGUGCGACAACAAGCGCGCCGCGUACGCCGAGCGCAUCGUCGCGUUCGCCGCCGUGGAAGGCAUCUUCUUCUCCGGUUCGUUCUGCUCCAUCUUUUGGCUCAAGAAGCGCGGGCUCAUGCCGGGCCUGUCGUUCUCGAACGAACUCAUCUCGCGCGACGAAGGCCUGCACUGCGACUUUGCAUGCUUGAUGUACUCGAAGCUCGUCAACAAGCUGUCGGACACGCGCAUCCACGAGAUUGUCGGCGAUGCCGUUGAGAUCGAGAAGCAGUUUGUGAGCGAGAGCUUGCCCGUGGAACUCAUUGGCAUGAACUCGGCGCUCAUGUGCGAAUACAUUGAGUUCUGCGCCGAUCGCCUCCUCGAAUCGCUUGGCGCCCCCAAGCUCUUUGCGGCCAAGAACCCCUUUGACUGGAUGGACAUGAUCUCAUUGCAAGGCAAAACCAACUUUUUCGAGAAGCGCGUGGGCGAGUACUCCAAGUCGGGCGUUGGCGUCAACGUCAGCGAGCAAACGUUUACGCUGGACGCCGACUUUUGAGUUACCCCGUCGUGUGUCUGUGUGUAUCUUAAUCUAUCAACUUUUCAUAUCAUUCAGCACGCGAAUGUGUGGCUAGUUGCUUCCCCCAACUCAUGGAGCGACUCUAAUCUACCCUAGUACAUUCAGGGAAUUCCCCAAUGGAGAUUCCAUAGCCACCACAUGCAUGCUCGUUGUGUGACCUCCCCUACAAUACAACUUAGCUGUACUGUACUAGUACCUUCGAAUAUGAGACUACAUAUAAGUUAAACACUG